AUGCCCGGCAUAGACUCCAUGGCAGGUCAAUCAUCCUCGGAGGUGGAUGUCACCAAGCGCGCCGCCGACAACGGUAACUCGAGCACUGAAAAUACUGAGCAGCCUCCUUCCAAGAAGGCACGUGUGGACAUGCCAUCGGAUAACGAUGAGCAGGUGGUUGUGCCAGAACGUGAUAGAGGCAUCGCCCCCAUAAAGGCUGAAUACCGCAUUUCCAAGACCAAGUUUGCGCCGGAGCCCACAGAUACCGACGAUGCUGCUGAAGCUGGCUCACAUGCCGAACGAGACGAUGAGAAGAAGGGAAAGAAAAAGAAGAAGCCCACCGGCCAAAACACGAACCGCAGUUUCGGCCCCGAAUUCUCUCCCAAGGAGUGUCAGUAUGGUGAGAAGUGUCGUUUUGAACACGAUCUCCGACUCUAUCUGAAGCAAUACAAGAGAGAGGAUAUCGGAACCUUCAAGGGAAUUUGUCCUGUCUGGGACACUCGUGGAACAUGCUCGGCUGGUUGGAAAUGCCGUCUGGUUGGCACCCACUCAACUGAGAGGGAAACAGAGGACGGACGGAAGGAAUUGAUUCUGCUGGAGGAUGAGGAGCGCAAGCAGAAGGCCCAGCCUAAAGUCCCAUUCGCGAAUGCCGAGGGCAUGACCAACAUCAUUCCCGCAGCGGACAAAGUCGCUCUCGCGCGUAAGAAGGAGACAACUCCUCGUGCCAAUCAGUACAAUGAAUGGCUCAAUACGGCAGCACAAGAAUUGGAGAAGAACAUCCAUGGCAAGAAAAAGAAUGAGAUCGCCGAAGCUGAGAAUGCCGAGCAGACCAAGGAUGAACUGGAAGACAAUCGCGCUCUAUAUACCGAGCCUCCCUUCAUGCCGUCUGAGAAACGACGCAUCUACUUUGGCCCCGAGACUCCGACAUUGGCACCAUUGACCACACAGGGCAACAUGCCUUUCCGACGGCUCUGUACCGAUCUAGGCGCCCAAUUCACCUACUCUGAGAUGGCCAUGAGUAUGCCACUUAUCCAAGGCAACAAAUCAGAGUGGACUUUACUCAAGGCCCACGAGACAGAAAUGCUCCCGCCCAGCGUUAUCCCGGGAGACAAUAUCGUUCAAGGCUACGACAACUCUAAAGAUUUUAAGUUCGGUGCUCAAAUCACGGCCAACAAACCCUGGCAAGCGCUCAAAGCCACUGAAGUUCUUUCUAAAUUCACCCCCCACUUGCGUGUGAUUGAUCUCAACUGCGGUUGUCCUAUUGAACUCGUGUUCCGUGACGGCGCUGGGUCUGCCCUUCUGGAUCACCACUCGAAAUUGGAGAAAAUGAUUCGUGGUAUGAAUGCUGUAUCUCAGGAAAUUCCCAUCACCGUUAAAAUCCGUAUGGGAACCAGGGAUAACUAUCCUACUGCUCAAAAGCUCGUUGAGCGUAUGGUUCUCGGUGGCCACGAAUCUAAUGUCCUAAAUAUCGGUCCUCCCGGUGCUGCCGCUAUUACGCUGCACGGCCGAAGCAGACAACAGCGGUAUACUCGCCAGGCGGACUGGGGUUAUAUUGCCGAUACUGCGGCACUUAUUAAGCGACUGAAUGAGACGAAGGAUGAAAUCACUGACACUAUUCGUGAGCCUGAUGCGCGCUUCCAGCCGAAUGGGGGUAGAACUUACUUCCUCGGAAACGGUGAUUGCUUCUCGCAUAUCGACUAUGAUGACCACGUCAACAAUGGCGGUGUUGAUUCAGUUAUGGUUGCACGCGGUGCACUCAUAAAGCCCUGGCUCUUCGAAGAGAUUCAGUCCGGCCAGUACUUGGACAAGUCUGCAUCGGAACGUCUGAGCUACAUAGAAAAGUUUGCCAAGUACGGUCUCGAGGCAUGGGGAUCUGACGAGCACGGUGUCGGCACUACUCGCCGCUUCCUGCUAGAAUGGCUCAGCUUUGCCUAUCGCUACAUUCCUAUUGGAUUAUUGGAGCAUCUUCCUCCCAGAAUUAAUCAGCGACCUCCUGCUUACCGUGGCCGUAAUGAGUUGGAGACUCUGAUGGCCAGCGAUAAUUACAAGGAUUGGGUUAAGAUCACUGAGAUGUUCCUUGGUCCUGCUCACAAAGACUUCAAGUUUGAGCCCAAGCACAAGUCCAAUUCUUACGAGGAAGCGGAAGGAUAG
Molecule: messenger RNA, 2130 nt
Organism: Penicillium cosmopolitanum
Lineage: Eukaryota; Fungi; Ascomycota; Eurotiomycetes; Eurotiales; Aspergillaceae
Gene: dus3
Product: tRNA dihydrouridine synthase DUS3
Exons: 4
Coding region: 1-2130 (709 amino acids)
Biological process (GO): tRNA processing
Molecular function (GO): RNA binding; flavin adenine dinucleotide binding; tRNA dihydrouridine synthase activity
Source: RefSeq, a predicted model, not a curated record